Paraglomus occultum is the source of this 519-nucleotide messenger RNA. The record is from the annotation of a GenBank genome assembly. Lineage: Eukaryota; Fungi; Glomeromycota; Glomeromycetes; Paraglomerales; Paraglomeraceae.
AGAACUCGUCGUACUAGACCAAAGCUAUCCGUAGCGCUUUCGACGUCACCCAAAGAUUAUUUAGUGAGCAGGACAUUGUUGGUGGAGGACGUUAGAAAACCAAAAGAUUUGGUACAUAGGCUAGAGGGUAUUGGCAAAGUGGGGGAAUACUUGCACGUUAUUAGGCCUUUAAUUUAUGUGCUUGCAAUUAGAAAGUGGGGAAAUCGGGCUUGGCGACCGUGGAUAAUCUCUUUAAUAAUCGAGCUGCUGUCUCGAUAUAUCGCUUAUUACUACUAUACCACUCGGAUACCCGGCGGUCAUCGCUGGUUGUCCACACUUGAGAAGGAGGAACAAAUGCGAAGAUUACGUCAAUUAUGGUAUUAUCUUUUACGAGGGCCUUUAUACGAAAAAUUCACAAAAAUAUAUAUCAAUGGUUUCUGCGAUACCGUCAGCACAAAACCUCUUAUUUCACUCCUCGGGAGCGUAUUGAGAGACUAUCAACCACUUUGGGAGAAUAUUCAUUAUUAUACAUCGUCAUAG